Molecule: messenger RNA, 1586 nt
Organism: Linum tenue
Lineage: Eukaryota; Viridiplantae; Streptophyta; Magnoliopsida; Malpighiales; Linaceae
Source: the annotation of a GenBank genome assembly
GCUCUGAAGAUCACAGCUCCGUUGCCAAUCCAUGGAGAAUUGGUAAGUACAGAGUCAGCGGCUUCUUUCUUCUGCUCGUGGCUGCAAAUCCAAACGAUGAGAGUAGUGGGCACAGUUCUACAGAGAUUCUCCAUUGGGUCCUCCUCCAAGCUCCCAAGCACCACCGUCUCCUCCUUUCUUCUCCUUUCUCCAAGAUGUCAUCUUCUGGGCAGGGCGGUUUCAUCUUCGGCAUUUUGGUCUAAUAAUGCUUCGCUGUUUCCGGGCAAGGAGAGAUGUGCGGAGAAGGAUCAUAUGGGCAACUUCAGAAGAAGGAUAUGGACAUCCCCUGUUGUUUGUAUGGGCCGGCGUUCCAGCAAAAUUGCUGGCAGGAAGGGAGCUCAAGAUGCCAAGAAGGCGAAGCUUUAUUCAAGGAUUGGAAAAGAAGUCGUAUCUGCUGUAAAGAAGGGUGGUCCAAAUCCAAUUUCAAAUACAGCUCUUGCUGCUGUACUUGAGAAAGCCAAGGAGCUUGAUGUACCCAAGGAAAUUAUGGAGCGCAAUAUUAAGAGGGCUUCCGAGAAGGGGCAAGAGGCCUACAUUGAGAAAAUUUAUGAGGUGUAUGGCUAUGGGGGAGUGAGCAUGGUUGUGGAAGUGUCGACAGACAAAGUAAAUAGAUCCGUGGCGGCUAUUAGAGAGGUGGUUAAGGAUUAUGGAGGGAAGAUGGCAGACUCAGGAUCUGUUAUGUUCAAGUUCAGACGUGCUAGGGUUGUGAACGUGAGAGCGAACGAUGCUGAUAAAGACCAGCUGUUCAACAUUGCUUUAGAUGCUGGUGCUGAGGAUGUUAUUGAACCUUCGGUUUAUGACGAUGAGAGUGAUGAAGAUAUGUCCCAAAGCUACUACAAAAUUGUGAGCUCGACAGAGAAUUAUGCGGCCAUAUUAUCAAAGCUGCGUGAAGAAGGAAUUGCUUUUGAGACAGAUAAUGGUUCCGAACUGAUUCCCAUAGCAAAUAUUGAGGUAUACAACACCAUCGUUGUUGAUGUUUUUUUUUUCUUUUUCGGCAAAGUAGACGACGAGGCAGUAGACUUGAACAGAGAGCUCAUGUCCAAACUGCUAGAGCUUGACGACGUGGAUGCCGUAUACACAGACCAGAAAUGAUGCUCAUCCAGAGACCCUUAUCAAGCAGACUGUUCACCUCAUCAGCUGAGCUCGACCCAUAUCAUAGUUUACCACAUCCAUUUACACUCUGCAUGUCGUUUAUAGCAACAGGGUCGUCGUCGUUGUCAUCCUCAGAAGUCAUCAUGCCUUUGUUUUGUCUCAAAGUGAUUGUCUUAUCCACUCUACCGCAGGCAUUCCGAUUGAUUCGGUAGGAAUUUCUCGUUGAAUAAUGCCAAUCAAUGGCCAAUGCUAUUUGCAGUGAAAAGGAUGGGGCUUUGUCAGUUUACCUUUAACCUUGAGCAGAGCUGGCCGCCGGCAAUGAUUUCCGUUUCUUACUUACCCUCUGUGUUUGACUUGAUAGUGUAUUUUAGUUAAAAAUAUCUGCGAUUUAACAGAAAGUUAGUAAUUGACAUUAUAUGCAUUCUUACAUAAUUCAUGACUGCUACAUCUUUCUA